Messenger RNA from Menidia menidia (Atlantic silverside), 3951 nucleotides. The record is from the annotation of a GenBank genome assembly. Lineage: Eukaryota; Metazoa; Chordata; Actinopteri; Atheriniformes; Atherinopsidae.
GGGGGGGGGGGUGGGGGGGGGUGUGACGUCCAGAUCUGCCAAAGAGAUUGUGAAGUAUCCCGUAAAACGCCGGUCGUUAGCGUUGAUGUCUGGCGGGGAUUAUCCCGGGCAGCGACACGGCUGCGUGACCGUGCGCGCGGCGACGCCACUCGAAACCCACCCGCGAUGGAUGCAACUUUCCUCCUGUCGGCCCUCAUUUUCACGCUGCUCGCCGUCGUGGUCGCGACGUCGCUGCUGAAGGGCUCCUCUCCCUCGGCGGAGCUCGCCAACGCGCGGAGCUAUUUCCGACUCCGCGUAAACCCCGCCGCCGGUGGGGGGGGAUCAGAGCCGGCCAAGCUCAACGGCCACGUCCCCGAGAGGAAGAAGAGGAAGAAAAAGCAGGAGGAGGUGGACGACUGGACCGAUGUCAGCGGGAGUGCUCACGAUCACUGGGACGUGGUCAAGUCUGUUCAGUCGCCGCCUCCUUUCAGAGAGAUUCAAUCUGUGGAAAACGAUGGUUUGAGGCCACCUGACCCCAUAAUUGUCCGACAGGAGGAGGAAUACUCCCACCUUCACACAGAGGAAGCAGCCAGAGCGGAGCGCUCCUCCACAUCCAGCCUCCCUGUGCCCAAUUCUGGAGCCGUGCGCACGAGCUUAGAUGUAGACGCGUCGUCCGAGGCCUCGUCAGAAAGGAGCCGUAGGUCGCUCAUUGGACUCUCUGAUACGGAGCUCCUAAAGUGUGCUUUCUCUUACCCUCAGAAAGAAGGAGCCACAGACAACCCGGGAAUAAAGGAGAAGACAGAGUCGGAUGAGAAUGAUUCCUUGAAGUAUGUCCCUGGAAAGGCCAGAUCCCACCACAUGGAGGUGAUGAUGUCCAAAGAGGAGCUGGAGGAGGAGCAAAGGGUCCAGCGGGAGCAGCUCGCUGCCAUUUUCCAGCUGCUAAAAGACAACAAGGAGACGUUCGGAGAGAUGUCCGAGGGAGACUUGGAGGACCAGCUCCGACUUUAUUCCAUCUGAGAAGACUCCAGGGAACCAUCUCACCCCAGAGAGGGAUCUCCCUCUUACAUUCCCUCAGACGGACUUAUCCACCACAUCAAAUACACAAAUAAACACAUUCCCAGUAUUCACCCCAUGUGUACCGUGUACGAUGACAAGCUCAUUUGGCUUUCAAAUUCUGACCUGCAGUGUACACAGCCCAGCAGAGGGAGCAACGGAAAGAUUCAUCUAUUUCUGUUAGAUUGAUCAGAACUAGUUAUGUGUAAUAAAACAGGUUAUUGUGACAUCUUGUGUGAAUUCCUGUCUCUGUUUGCUGUUGAAUGAAUGGCACUGCCUUUUAGCUGCUUUGUCCAAUCAUACCUGUUGGAGGCAGCCAAAGGUUCCAAAAUGUUUUCCGCUUAACCUUCCUUAUUGGUGUAUGAGAUAGGUGUGGCAUAGGACACAUCUCAUGUGUGAGCCAUGCUAUAAAUGACAUGUAUUUUAAUGAGUACCUGCCACAAGCAGCAAAGCCUCAUCUUCUCAGGGAUGGCGACUGGGACUGCCCAGAUUUUUGGUCUGCUUGUUGUGGUAUCAGUCACUGUUCUGUUUUUUCUUCUGACAUGGGAACAUUCAAAGAGCGUCAGGAUGUGGACACUCCGCAGAUCCAGUGACUACAGUGUUUUCUGGCAAAAGGAUGGCAAUUCUUUCACCUCAGCACAUGUUCCAGAGACUCCAAUUCCCAUCCUUUACAAAAAAAACUUCACAAAGUUGCCACGUUGGGAUUUUGAGGAUAUUUACAACCAGGAUGCCCCACCUAGAUUAACAACCUGCCCGGAGUCUCUGCGAAACACCAAAGAAGAGUUCUUUCAGAAGGCUUUUCUACCCAACAUCCGUUUGUACCUGCACAAAGACAACUUCAACAUGAGCGAGUGGAAUAGGCUGUCCCAUUUCAACAACCCUUUCGGUUUUAUGGAAUUCGAAAACAAAGAGGUCAUGAGUUCUAUAAAGCUGAUUCCAAAACCAAAUGAGCCCCUGCUUUCUCCAAAAGAAGGCGGCGAUGGCUGUGUACACUGUGCAGUGGUGGGGACCGCAGGAAUCCUAAAUGGCUCAAAAAUGGGGGCUGAGAUUGAUUCUCAUGAUUAUGUCUUUCGGAUGAAUGGCGCAGUUGUCCAGGGUUAUGAGGAAGACGUAGGGAACAGAACAUCUGUGUAUGUUCACACAGCCCACUCCAUAACUUCAUCUCCUUAUAUUUUCAAGAAGUAUGGAUACACAUCAGCCCCUCAUGAUGAGGGUAUAAAGUAUGUCCUCAUUCCUGAGGGGAUGAGGGAUUUCCAGUGGCUCCAGGGUCUUCUCAAAGGAGAAAAGGUCUCUUCCGGGCCAUACCACAACCGAGAGCCCAGAACUUACUAUUCAGGGCAGUACAAUGAGAGCCGGUUCUACGUUCUGCAUCAAGACUUCCUUCGAUAUGUUCGGAACAGGUUUUUAAAAUCACCUAGUCUCAAUUCUACCCACUGGGCGAUUGUCAGACCAACUAAUGGGGCAUUUGCUCUCUUUCUGGCCUUGCACACCUGUGACACAGUGAGCGCAUAUGGAUUCAUGACUGAAGAUUAUAAAAAGUAUUCCAACUACUAUGUUGAAAGGUUCCUUAAAACCAAUGUAAUUUUCUACGCCAACCAUGACUACAUUAUGGAGAAAAAUCUGUGGCAGAAUCUAAAUGACAGAAAAGUAAUGAAGCUUUAUCAAAGAACAUCGUCGUGAGAAGAGAUUUAAACAAAAAUUUUGUGGGACUAGGUUGCUGUUGCUGUAAAGGGGCUGCAGUUUGGAGUCAUUUUAGCGUAACAUUUAUGUAUUUGCUUACUCUGAUGUUACUUGGGAUUCGUGAGGUAAAAAAAGUGGGUAAGUUGUUACUGUUUACAUUACGUUUUAAGUUAGUAACCAAUCAUGGUGGUAAAGUUUUCAUUUAUCUUUUGAGCCCAGUGCGAACGCUCAGCAUGGGACAACUUCAUUAGACUCUGCUUGUAAAAUACCUUUUUUUCUGUCUGGACCAGAGCCAGUUAUUUUACUGUUCCAGUGAAAUACAUUGUUAGUUAAUGCUCAAAACGCUCUGCCACCUCUCACUGUGUACACAUGUGCACAUCUGGGUGGUUAGCCUGGGGGGAUGCUGUGAUUACAAAAGAGUCAACAUUUUUCGGAACAGGUUUUGACAUUUUAAGCUUUCAGUCAACAUUGUAUCAUUUCCGUUGGAAAAACAAGUUUGCAUACAUUUUUAUAUUAUCCAUCAUAUCAACACAAUGUUUACGUCUCUUCCCACGGUCAUGAUUCAUACAGAGUAUGGCAAAUGAAGGUAUAAGUUACUUACUCUCACAGGAUUAUAUGCAAUGUCUUCUAAGUUUGAUAUCUGAAUAGAUGCACUGUAGAAUUGUGAGUGGUGACUUUAAAGUGAAGUCAGCUAUGAGGAAAGACGAUUUCUUGAAUUCCGCCUAAAAAUGUGAACUUUUAUCAGACUAAACUAAACUAGUUGACAUUUGAUUAAACAAAAUACACAACUUCUAUGAAAUGCAAAAAAAGAUUAAUGUGUUUCCAACAGUUAACAUCUCUUUUUAAAUUAAGUCUAAUACCGCAUCAAGCAUUAUUCAGGUUUUAUUCAGGUUACCAUGACUUCUCUCAUAUUUACUUACAUGUACAUUUCUUAUAUUUUUUAAAAUUAUGAGACCUUUUGUAUUAUAAUACAUUUUACUGUUAUAUAUACCAUAAAUAAGCCAUAUAUAUACCAUUAAUUUUUACUUUUCAGUGGUUUGGUUCAUGCCUAUUAUUCCUGGGUUUGGUUGUAAAAUUAAAGUAAGGUAGUCAGGCAGUGACUUUUGUAUACAGGGCGUAGGAGGAGGUUUCUUUGGAAAACUGGUUUGCCCCUACAUUUCCUGUUAACAAAAACAUUUUUUUUAAAAGGAACUGCCCAUUCCUUUUGUGACAGAUUGAAAUAAAAAAAAAAACAACUGA